AUGCUUUUUUUUAUUAUUUUAUGCUGCAACCCUAGGAUUUAUUUUUGUUAUUAAAGGAUCCAGCAGCUGCACUUAAUACACAUUUUGUUAUAUGCACAUUUGAAUGUGUGUUUACAUGUAAAUUAGUUAGGAAGAGUAAAAGCGAGAUUACUGCGAAUUCGCUGUCACAUUUUUGUAUUUAUUUCUUAACUGUAAGUUGACACCGUAUAAUAUAAAAGAGAUUGAAAAGAUAACAAGCAUAAAUAUAUCUAACUAUAAAAUAAACAGAAAUCUACGAUUUGAAAAUAUACAAAAACCAUGGAUGCUUACACGGAAGAAGAAACAAACAUACCAGAUAAAACUAAUGAAUCGCCAGGAGCAAUGUUAAUCAACGCCCUAUUGGUGCUUAACUCGUUCAUACCGUGUAUAGCUUUCUACACCAUUGCAAUAAUUAUUGGCGAAAAACUUAAAGACACAAUUGACUAUGAUAUGAGAAGUUAUAGAAAAUUUGUGAUUGAUUUUGUUAUUAUUGUUAUACCUACCGUAUUGUUUGUUAUUAUAAAAAGUUCUUUAGCGAUUUACAUAAAUAUCGCUUUAAUUGUAUAUAUAUCUUACUCACUUUAUAAGAUGCAUUACAAAGAUGAUCUACGUGAUCGUUUCUAUGUUAAUGGCGGUGAACGACCAUUCGCAUUUACAUUGGAUCGUAGCACACUCAGUUUACUCGCUGCACUCUUUAUUAUAGCUGACCAAUGCGUCGAAAUGCCUACUUUAUAUAAAAAGUCAAGACAAUAUGGUGCUGGCUUAAUAGAUGUGGGCAUUGGUUUAUAUGUUUUUUCAAUUGCCAUCGUUGAGCGAAGAACUAAAACUUUCUCAAAGUAUUUACUGGUCCUAACACAAUUGUUUAUCAUGAGCUGCGGUCACAUCAGUUUAGUUUGUUUCUUCAGCAAGAAAACAGAUGUUAAUGAGUUUGAAAUGUAUUGGAAUGGCUUUUUCACAUUAGCAUUUUUAAAAUUGCUUCGCAUAAUGUGUCGCAAAUUUUGUGGUCAACGUACAAUACCGCUUAAAUUUGGCGUGGCUCUUCUCAUCUACCACGAAUUUAUGUUAUAUACCUUCACAUAUACAUAUGUCUCGGAUGAAUCUUUUAAACGAAAUACAUGGAUCAGUGCUAAUCAUGAGGUUUUAUUCUCAUUUCCUGGUUUCUUGGCAUUAUAUUCCAUAUCCGCAUACAUUGGUCGUACUAUACGCAAACAACAACUAGUUUCUUCCUAUCAAAGGACCAUAAAUUUAAUAAAGCAACUUGGAAUGACCUGUGGCAUACUUUGGCUAUUGGUGUUUUUCUGCAGCUUUACUGUAUCCAUUUCACGUGUAACAUGCAAUCUGGGCUACGUUAUAUGGAUACUAGCUAUUGCGCUAACAAUGACUACACUAUUCAUGCUGAUUUUUCAUCUGAUUCAGAAUAAUAAUUGGUUUACCGAAGAUAAACGUGAUGAUGAGGGAGAGGACAAUAAUACCGUUUUUUGGGUGGAACCUGUCGUAUAUUUGCCAAUGUUUUUGGAAGCAAUAAAUAGUAAUGGUUUUUUGUGUUAUGCAUUGGCUCAAGCCUUUGCACAGGCUUUAGCGAAUGCUAAUAAAAGCGACUUUGGCCAGUUUCAAGGUGUUAUAAUUAUAACUGGUUGCGCAUUUCUUCUGACUGCUGCCGUUUGUAUGAAAUAUCGUACCAAUUUUUCCGUAACGGUUGCUUAAUUUCUAAUUAAUUUUCUUUACUUUAUAUAUAUGUACAAAGAUAGAUGUGUGUAUAUUGCAAAUGGAUGUGAAAAAAUAGUGAAAUUCUCUUAAUUGAUGUCAAAAUAGUUCGUUUCGUUAGACUUGUACAUACACAUAUUAUGAUCAAAGAAGUUUUUCGUAUUUUUUAAAUAAAUAAAUAAAUAUACAUAUGUAAAUUAUGAGAGAAACUUUAUAUUACUGUUAAAUUAAACUCUUUUCAAAAUUUC
Molecule: messenger RNA, 1970 nt
Organism: Ceratitis capitata (Mediterranean fruit fly)
Lineage: Eukaryota; Metazoa; Arthropoda; Insecta; Diptera; Tephritidae
Exons: 2
Coding region: 298-1722 (474 amino acids)
Biological process (GO): GPI anchor biosynthetic process; protein localization to plasma membrane
Cellular component (GO): endoplasmic reticulum; membrane
Molecular function (GO): glucosaminyl-phosphatidylinositol O-acyltransferase activity
Source: RefSeq, a predicted model, not a curated record